Molecule: messenger RNA, 636 nt
Organism: Rotaria socialis
Lineage: Eukaryota; Metazoa; Rotifera; Eurotatoria; Philodinida; Philodinidae
Source: the annotation of a GenBank genome assembly
AUGGGUAUGGUGAGUUCUUCGUUUUUAUCAGCACCAGAACAGACAAUAAACGAAUCGAAUUAUAUUUAUCAUCAACAAUUUUCAACAUUACAUAAUACUUCUAAUAAUGACAAAAUGCCAGUUAUAGUUGAUGUUAUGAGUAUCGGUUCAUCAGAGCCAAAGAAACGUACCAAAGUGUUACGUACUUCUGUUGUAAAUUAUGGGCCCAUCAGUGUUAGAAAACGUCACAGUGUUGCUCCAACAUUAGCGACUGGACGUCGUUCGAAAGAUGCCAUAGUAGAAGGUGAAGCUGCUAUAAAACGUGAUACACGACGUAUGAAAAAUCGUGAGGCUGCAAAAACUUUGAGGCAACUUCGAAAUGAUAUAGAAGCUCAAUUAAAAGAUCGAAUUAAAGAAUUAGAAUCUGAAGAAUGCUCAUUGCUAUUUGAAAUCGAUAGCCUACGGGAAUAUAAACAUAGUCUGGAAGAACGAUGCCGACAAUUGGUUCCGAUGUAUAACUCUAUGAAUCUAACAGCAGCACCAGCAUCAUUGCGACAUCAUGAAUAUGAUAUUCAACCAAAAUUAGAACCUUGGAUUCCGUUUCAUUAUUAUUGUGCUGAUCCAAGUGAUCAACGACGUCCUCCAUCUCCACAAUGA